AUGAACCUAGCUUUCCACUCAGGUCCGCUGAGAUGGCUCUUUUUCGGGUGUGGAGCAGUUGGGGGAUACUUUGGUGCUCGGCUGGCGCAGAAGAAGCAGAAGGUCAGCUUCAUGGUGAGGAAAGAAACCCUCAGAGUUCUUUCCAGUGACGGCGUCCGGGUGCGAAGCAUUUGCGGUGAUGUGCACGUCCCUCGGGCGGACCUGGACCAGGUAAUGAACACGGAAGCAUUGGACAAGGAACCGAAGUUUGACGCUGACGUCAUUGUCCUCGCCUGCAAGGCCUGGGAAGUGGAAGGAUGCUUAAAGAUGUGUCAGCCCUGGUGCGGGGCCAAUACGCUUGUGCUGCCGCUUCAGAACGGCGUCGAUGCUUUCAGCACGGUACGAGGCAUUGUUACGUCGUGGGGGAAGGGCCGGCCCUUAGUGGGCUGGUGCAACAUCGUCGCCGCCAUCCAGGAGCCUGGCAUUAUCAAGCAUUGGGCCGCAAGCCCACCCUGCAUCUACUUUGGUGAGUUUGAGGGCGCUCCAUCAUCGAGGACAAAGCAAAUGGAGUCUAUCCUUGCUUCAUGCGACGGCACGGCAGUCUCAUUGGAAGAAGAUGCGCUCUCGAAAUGCUGGGAGAAAUUUUCCUUCAUCUGUGCGACGACGGCGGUCCAGGCAACUGCCGGACCUACCGCCACGCAGGAUCUGAUCCCGCAGGUCCCUGAGCUUGAGCAGAUGUGGCGCUCUGCAAUGGAAGAGAUCAUUGAAAUUGCCAGGAAGAGCGGCAUUGACUACCAGCAGUCCUGGAUGGACAAGCGCAUCCCCGUCCUGCGAGAUGCCAUUGGUGCUACAACCAGCUGCAGUCGCGAUAUUUGGGCUGGCAGGCAAAGCGAGCUGGAAGAUUUGCUUGGCUCUGCACAUCGCAUGGGCCAAGAGAAGGGCGUUGAGACGCCAGUCAUUUCUACUUGCCUUCGAGCACUGUUGGUGCGAGAUCGGUUGGCAAGAAGGGAAACGACAUUGCCGAUUUAUCCCAUGCUGGAGGGCCAAAAAAUUCUUGGGACCAUCUGCAACCAUCGAGGGCAGCAGCUGCCUGCAGAUCGAACCCUGGAACAGAAGAAAGCAGAGGAGUACUUGAGGCCCGAGUGGUUCGUGUGUCCCAUGAGCUCUGCUAUUGCUUCGGGUGGCCAAUGCGAAGUUCCGGAAGGUGGCCAAAUGCUUUGGGAGGCAGAGCUCGGCGUCGUUAUUUCGCAUAGCUGCGAAAAUCUUUCGCCGGAACAGGCGAUGGACUAUGUCGGUGGCUACUGCAUGGUACUGGACUUGACUGCAGGAAAUCUUGGCUUCGAAUCCAUGAAGUAUGGCCACUCUUGGACUCGAAACAAGUGCCAAAACACGUUCAAGCCAGUGGGCGCUUUCAUUCCUGCAUCAGAACUUCCAAAGCCAGAGUCUGUACGAGUGCUUUGUCGUGUGAAUGGGAAGACGGUCGCACAAGAUGCGACCGACAGGAUGAAGUUCAGCAUAGCGCAGCAGGUUGCCGAUGCCAGCGAGCUGACACCCUUGCGAAGAGGCGACAUACUCCUGACUGGUGCAGGCUCACUGGGCCCCCUUGCAAUUGGUGACGUGGUUGAGGGAGCCAUUGAGGGUCUGGACCCAAAGUACACUGUGAGCGCUACACUGGUAGAGCAGCCGAAAAGGCGGAAGAUACAUCACUCGAAGCUUUAA
Messenger RNA from Symbiodinium natans, 1698 nucleotides. Lineage: Eukaryota; Dinophyceae; Suessiales; Symbiodiniaceae. The record is from the annotation of a GenBank genome assembly.